Plutella xylostella (diamondback moth) is the source of this 1125-nucleotide messenger RNA. Its product is annotated as alpha-1,6-mannosyl-glycoprotein 2-beta-N-acetylglucosaminyltransferase. NCBI's taxonomy places the organism in Eukaryota, Metazoa, Arthropoda, Insecta, Lepidoptera, Plutellidae. Gene Ontology annotation, molecular function: alpha-1,6-mannosylglycoprotein 2-beta-N-acetylglucosaminyltransferase activity. Gene Ontology annotation, cellular component: Golgi stack; Golgi membrane. Gene Ontology annotation, biological process: oligosaccharide biosynthetic process; protein N-linked glycosylation. The record is from RefSeq and is a predicted model, not a curated record.
AUGUUGUGUUCUAGAAAUAGAUUUUAUGUUCUUAAACUUGGUGUAUAUUUGUUAGCAGUGUUCAUCAUCUCCCAAGUUCUGUUUAGACCGAGAUCUUUUGAAAAAGGUCUUAUGAAUUGUGGUGUAGAAGCAGACAAAGCAUCGCUUAUUGCAGAUUACAUUAAAAAUAAUGCGAAUAAUGAAAUAAGGAAUGUGGUGAAGCUGGGCCCGCUGCAGCCACGGGACAACGUGGUGGUUGUUCAGGUGCACGGCACCGACCCCCUCGUCUUUUUCAACUUCACAGAAAACCUUAGAAAUGUUGACGGGAUCGAAAAAACUCUUCUGAUAUUCUCUCACCUCUACUACAACGAGCCUAUCAACAGUGUGAUCGAAGAAAUACGUUUCGCAAAAGUAUUGCAGAUUUUCUUUCCUUUCAACAUCCAAACCUGUGAAGAUUUCUUCCCGGGCCACAGUGAGUACUUCUGUACGUUGGAGCCGCAGUGUCGCUCGCGAGGCACCGGCCGGGACGCCUACCUCGCUCAGAAGAAACACUUCUGGUGGUGGACCAUCAACAAGGUUUUCAACCUACCAGACAUCCACCUCAUCAACACAGUCCUCUUCAUAGAAGACACCGACGUGUUCACACAAGAUCUCAUCUACAUGUUGAACACAUUGAAAAAAUACGCCCACUUGUACUGUAACAACUGCGAGCUACUAGACCUGGGAGCUGGCGAUCCAGAUGUCUACAAUUCCUCGAGAGAAGACGCUGCAGUUAAAGAGGUUUACAGGGCGAGCCCGACGAAGUCAGGAUUAGCGUUGAACGGGUUAGUCUGGCGUGAUUUAAGGAACAUGGGGGAGUAUUUCUGUGUGUUCGACGACUAUGACUGGCGCAACUCACUGCAGUUUAUAUCGGAGUCGGCGCCGCGCGCGCUGCUGGCGCUGACCGUGACAAAGCCUCGCGUCAUGAAGGAGAGCACCCUGGACCUGGAGAGCAACGAGGUGCUGCGCAGCCUGUUCCCGCGCCGCCUCACCUUCACCACCAACCACACGGAUGUAACCCACACUGAAGGGAAAGGAUACUGGAAAGACAUUCGAGAUAGGAAGCUGUGCCUGCUCAUAUUGAAUAUGAAAUCUUAUGAUGUUUAA